CUGACGCUCGGCUCUCCCCCUCCCCUACGGUCUGUGCCGGGCUGGGCGGGGACCGGGCAAGCCGCGGAAGAGCCCCAGGCCGAGAAGCAGUUGCUGGAGGACCCUGGUCUGCAUCUGCUGUUGUCAGGUAGGUGGACGUGAGAGGCCCGACCCUCCUGAGAAUCUAGAGGCCAUCCCGUCGCAGCCGGCACCAUGCUGUCCCCUCAGAGGGCUUUACUCUGCAACCUCAACCACAUCCACCUCCAGCACGUCUCCCUGGGCCUGCACUUGUCCCGCCGUCCCGAGCUCCGGGAGGGUCCCCUGAGCACACCUCCUCCUCCAGGGGAUACCGGGGGCAAGGAGAGCAGGGGCCCCUGCAGUGGGACGCAGGUGGACGCCAAUUCCAAUAGCCCAGCUGUGCCCUGCCGAUGCUGCCAGGAGCACGGGCCAGGUCUAGAAAACCGGCAGGACCCGUCACAGGAUGAUGAAGGGGCUGCCUCUCCCUCAGACCCCGGCUGCUCCUCCUCUCUCAGUUCCUGCUCAGAUCUUAGCCCCGAUGAGUCCCCCGUUUCAGUCUACGUGAGGGACCUCCCUGGAGACAAGGACGCCCAGCCCCAGCCCAGCAUCGCCCCUCUGGAGCAGGGCUCCCCGCUGGCUUCCGCGGGCCCUGGAGCCUGUUCCCCGGACAGUUUCUGCUGUUCUCCCGAUUCCUGCUCCGAAGCUUCCUCCCCGCCUAGCCUUGGCCUGGACUCCAACUGCAACGCCCUGACCACUUGCCAGGAACCCCCUUCCCCACGGCUGGAGGAAGAGGAAGGGAGUGAGGAGCAGGAUCUCCCUAUCUCUGAGCUCCCAGAGGCGGAUGAUGGGAAAACCGACCCUGGGAAAACGGAGCCCAGUUGGAAAAUCAACCCUAUUUGGAAAAUUGACACGGAGAAAUCGGAUGCUGGCUGGAAAGUCGCCGAGAACAGUAACGCUGGUUGGAAAAUCAGUGGGAAUAUUAACUCCCGCUGGAAAAUUGAACCUGGAAAAUUCGACUCUAGUUGGAAAACCAACACGGAAAUAACUGAUUCUGGCUCGAAAACAGAUGAAGGGAAAAUCGAUGGGGGAUGGAGAAGUGACGUCAGCGAGGAGCCGGUGCCCCACCGGACAAUCACGUCUUUCCACGAGCUGGCCCAGAAGCGCAAGCGGGGCCCGGGGCUGCCCCUAGUGCAGCAGGCCAAGAAGGACCGCAGCGACUGGCUCAUCGUCUUCUCGCCGGACACUGAACUGCCCCCAACCGGGUCGCUGGGCUGCUCCCCGGCGCCUCCUCGGGAAGUCACCACCUUCAAGGAACUACGGUCACGAAGCCGGGCCCCGCCCCCUCCAGUCCCGCCCCGAGACCCCCCAGCUGGCUGGGCCUUGGUCCCGCCCCGGCCUCCACCCCCACCUGUUCCUCCCCGGAGGAAGAAGAAUCGACCCGGGCUGCAGCCUAUAGCGGAGGGGCAGCCCGAGGAGGGUAGGGUGGGCAGCCCCGCGGCUGCCGAGGAGGCCCCAGCCGCAAAGGAGCCGGAGGAGCCCCGCGCGCAGGCGGGCUUCGAGGCCAGUCCCCUUCUGCUCCCCCGACCCCUGGUUUUCCGGUUCUCGGCCGAGGGGCGCCCCCUGUUGGAGGGUGGGGGCGCGGGCGCAGCUGGGUCUCUGCUCCUGGCGCCUCUGGCCAGCUGGUCCGGCGCCGGGCUGCGGCUGCAGGGGGCGUCGAGCCCCUCAGAAGAGCAGCUGCUGCCUGUCCGCCUGUCCCCCGUGGGAGCCUAUUCGCCUCCGGCUCGGGGGGCCCUGCCCUGCCUGGCCAGCCCCGAACUGGCACUGCUGCUGUCCCCGCUCUUUCCCAGAAGUAGCACCUUCCCCGCCGCGGCUCCCCCACCCCGCCAGGUACUCGCUUCCCCGCUGCCACCUCCACCUCGUCCGCCGAAGGCCCCUCGCUGGAUCCGGAGCCCACCGCCUCCGCCCAGGCUACUCCGUAGUUCCUGGUCGUUCGCCGGUGUCCCCGGGGCCCAGCAACUGUGGAUGGCAGAAGCCCAGAGUGGGACUGGCCAGCUUCAGGAGCAGAAAAAAGGUCUCCUGAUAGCCAUCAGUGCCUCUGUGGAUAAAAUCAUCUCACAUUUUGGGGCUGCCCGAAACUUGGUUCAGAAGGCCCAGUUGGGGGAUAGCCGACUGAGUCCGGAUGUAGGGCAUCUGGUGCUGACCACUCUCUGCCCGGCCCUCCACACCCUGGUGGCUGAUGGGCUAAAGCCUUUCCGGAAGGACCUCAUCACCGGGCAGCGCAGGAGCAGUCCCUGGAGUGUGGUGGAGGCAUCAGUGAAGCCAGGCUCCAGUACCCGCUCCCUUGGAACCCUGUAUAGCCAGGUCAGCCGUCUGGCUCCUCUGAACAGCAGCCGCAGUCGCUUCCAUGCCUUCAUCCUGGGCCUCCUCAACACUAAGCAGUUGGAGCUGUGGUUUUCCAGUAUCCAGGAAGAUGCAGGUUUGCUGUCCCUCCUGUACCUGCCCACUGGAUUCUUCUCCCUGGCCCGGAGUGGCUGCCCCUCCCUGUCCACGGAGCUGCUGCUCCUGUUGCAGCCAUUGUCGGUGCUCACUUUCCACCUGGACCUGCUCUUUGAGCACCACCACCACCUGCCCCUGGGCCCGCCUCAGGCCCCAGUCUCGCCAGGCCCACCUCCAGCCCUGCAGCAGACUGUACAGGCCAUGCUGCACUGGGGGGGUCGGCUGGCCCAGAGCUUGCGGGGGACUUCGGAGGAGGCCCCUUCAGGCCCACCAGCCCCCCCAAGUCCUCCCACAUCAGGUAGCUGGUGGGAGCAGCUGACCCAGGCCUCCCGGGUUUACGCCUCUGGGGGCACCGAAGGCUUCCCCCCUACCCGGUGGGGGGCCAGGCAUCAUGGGACUAGAGCUGAGGGUGCACAGGAGAGGCCCCCACCUUCAGAGGAAACGGCACCAGGCAGAGGCAUGUGGCUGGGGAGACUGUUUGGAGUGCCUGGUGGCACAGAAACUGAGAAUGGAGCCCUAAAGUCCAGGAGACCAUCCAGCUGGCUGCCCCCCACAGUGAGUGUGUUGGCUCUGGUGAAGUGGGGGACAUCUCCUGAGACUCCCUCUUCUCCUGAGGAGCUUGAGGCCUCAGCCUCCAGCAUGGUGGAGACCCAUAGGGCUGUCCGAGCUCUCUGUGACCACACUGCUGCAGGACCGGACCAGCUGAGCUUCCAGCGUGGGGAGGUGUUGCGUGUCAUCGCCACGGUGGAUGAGGACUGGCUCCGCUGUGGGCGGGAUGGAGCAGAAGGGCUGGUGCCUGUCGGGUAUACCUCCCUUGUUCUCUAGCCCUGGGACCCUUUCCUGCAUAUGUGUCCUCCUGUCACCUGGCAAUGGAAUGGCCCAUGAGCACGAAUCCAUAUAAGCUGUCAUACUUAGUAGAAGCCUUUUCCCUGUCUGCAAAAUACUUUCCUCCCACUUCUGCUAAUAUUUAAAAUAAACUUUCCUUCUUCUCUUCCAUGCCCAUCUGUAAGGUGAAAUCUGCCCUUCUUUCAAAUAUGUUAAAAGGAAUUCCCCUCCAUGCAGUCUCUUUCUUAUUUAUAUAAGGGAGCAUCUCUCUCCUUUCCUAUCUGCAAAAUAGAAAUCUGCCCCUACCCUACCUUCAUCUGUAAGUGGACUGUGCCAAUACAGUACAUGCCUUGGCUCCCAAGACUAGAAGGCCCUCUAGCCUCCUUCCUGUGUAUAGAAUCUUCUCUAUUCCACUCAUCCUGUGUUGCCUGUAUUUACUGGACACUCAUGCUGUACUAGGUGCUGAAGCCUGAACACCCCUGGUUGGUGGGCCUGUGGUAUUGGUCUGCCUCCUUCCUCAUCUGUCCCAAUAAAGUGUGGGGGUUGAA
This is a messenger RNA of Choloepus didactylus (southern two-toed sloth), 3866 nucleotides long. RefSeq names its product RUN and SH3 domain containing 1 (gene RUSC1). Lineage: Eukaryota; Metazoa; Chordata; Mammalia; Pilosa; Megalonychidae. The record is from RefSeq and is a predicted model, not a curated record. Gene Ontology annotation, molecular function: protein binding. Bases 193 to 3318 code for a protein of 1041 amino acids. Gene Ontology annotation, cellular component: cytoplasmic vesicle. The transcript is spliced from 11 exons.